GUGAAGCUGGCCCUCCUCGAGAGGGCGGGGCGGGUUACGUCACUGCUUCCCAGGUUCGGACUGUCGGGCGGGCUCGAGUGGCCUCGUCCCCCUCCCAUCGACAACUGCCCCAACGGCUCUUCCUGCCCCAGUCAAGGCGAAGAUGUAGACAGAGGGCGUCGUCCCUACGUCUGUACAUCCCUCCGCGUGAGCCCCCCUGGGAAUACUAAACAUUAUCACCUCUCAUGCCGGACUGUGCCAGGUGGAAGGGUGGAAGAAAUCAUGAAUAACCCGCCCCUUUCAACCAGAGGGGGCGGGGCCGCGGGCCGUGAUGCCAUCAGAGGGCGCCCAAGGAGGCGCGUAACCGGUGCUGAAGAUGUUGGAUUCGCUGUUGGCCCUCGGGGGCCUGGUACUGCUUCGAGAUUCCGUGGAGUGUGAGGGGCGCAGUCUCUUGAAGGCGCUUAUCAAGAAAUCUGCCCUCUGUGGGGAACAAGUCCACAUUCUCGGCUGUGAAGUGAGCGAGGAAGAGUUUCGUGAAGGUUAUGACUCCGAUAUUAACAGCCGAUUGGUUUACCAUAACCUUUUCAGAGACCCUCUCAACUGGUCAAAGAAUGGGAAGGCCUUUCCUGAGGGCCCCCUGGGAGCCUUGAGAGCCUUGUGCAGGAGGACAGAUCCUGGUCCUGUCACCGUCGCUCUUGAUUCACUCAGCUGGCUGCUGCUUCACCUGCCGUGCACCAUACUGUGCCAGACCCUGCAUGCUCUGAGCCAUCGGAGUUCCUGCCCUGACAGCAGCUCCUCAAUGGAGCGGGUGCGUGUGCUGGGCCUGCUGCAUGAAGAGCUUCACGGCCCAGGCCCUGUGGGGGCACUGAGCAGCCUUGCUCAGGUAGAGGUGACCCUGAGUGGUAUGCUGAGCCAGACCUCAGCCAACAUCCUCUACCGAAGGCCCCGACAGCGCCCAACUCACCAGACUCAGUGCUUCUCCAUCCUGCCAGAUUUCAGCCUGAAUCUCCAGGGGAUGUCCACCCUAGAGUCUCAGCCCCACCCAGACCCUCCUACCACCCAGGCGGAUCCCACGGCUCACUUAACCUUUAACCUUCGCCUGUCGGAGAAGGAAAAAGAAGCCAAAGAUAGCCUGACCCUGCCUUUCCAGUUCAGCUCUGAAAAACAGCAGGCUCUGCUGUGCUCUGGGCCAGGCCAGGCCACCAGCUGCAUCUUCUACGAGCCAGAUGCUUAUGAUGACUUAGACCAUGAAGACCCAGAUGACGAUCUAGAUAUUUGACUGAACAGGAGAUUUGGAUAGACUGUAAUUGGAAUGGAAGAAAGAACCUGGGCCCAGAACCAUCAUCUUUCCAUUGUUUGUGCUGGACUGUCCCAGCUCCACCUGUUUCUUGUGUCAGUGGAGGCCCUAGCUUGUGACCCUCAAGCCAGGGAGGAGAGACUGAUCAGGACAGAAAAUGGGAUGAGGGCAGGAGAAGGUGUGAGAACAGGACCCUCCCCCAUGCCUAAUAAAAUCUUUAUUAAAAAAACUCUGAUAGCUAUUUAAGCAAGGGUUGUGACUGGGGGAAACUGGAGGCUGGGAACAGUUAAGAGAAGCCAAGCCCCUUGGUCUUUAGAGUCAAUAGCCAAGGUAUUGGGGCCUGAAUUACAGUGAAAAGGAAAGGGAGGAGGGGCAGGGACAGCCUUGCACAUCAAUAAUGCCCAAUAAGCAUUUUUGAACAGAGCUACAAGUAAGUGCACUUAGGCUUCAGGCUCCCUGCUAGAAUCUGGGCAGGAAGAAGAGACCCUGAAGGGAAAAAAAACAGGCGUGUUUUCCAAA
This is a messenger RNA of Loxodonta africana (African savanna elephant), 1795 nucleotides long. RefSeq names its product elongator acetyltransferase complex subunit 5 (gene ELP5). Gene Ontology annotation, biological process: tRNA wobble uridine modification. Bases 356 to 1258 code for a protein of 300 amino acids. The transcript is spliced from 8 exons. Gene Ontology annotation, molecular function: tRNA binding. The record is from RefSeq and is a predicted model, not a curated record. Lineage: Eukaryota; Metazoa; Chordata; Mammalia; Proboscidea; Elephantidae. Gene Ontology annotation, cellular component: elongator holoenzyme complex; cytosol; nucleus.